AUGCUGCUGCUGCUGGUGCUGCUGGUGCUGCUGCUGCUGCUGCUGCUGCUGCUGCUGCUGCUGCUGCUGCUGCUGCUGCUGUUGGCAUCGGGAGCUGACCCCCUGGAGAGCCGGCGCCUGUCCCGGGCCUCGCGUCCAGGGCUCCUGGCCGGCACAGCUGCGUCCCAGGCGCGCGAGGCUUUGGACACCAGGCGCCGCGCCUGUCCGAGCGCUCGCUGGAGAGGAGGAGACACCGCAGGGCCGCGAGCGGCAGGUGAACGGCAGCCAAAAGAACAAGGAGGCCGUCCAGGCGCUCCGGCGGCUGGUUGA
Molecule: messenger RNA, 309 nt
Organism: Effrenium voratum
Lineage: Eukaryota; Dinophyceae; Suessiales; Symbiodiniaceae
Source: the annotation of a GenBank genome assembly